Messenger RNA from Spirodela intermedia, 93 nucleotides. The record is from the annotation of a GenBank genome assembly. Lineage: Eukaryota; Viridiplantae; Streptophyta; Magnoliopsida; Alismatales; Araceae.
AUGUUGACACAUAUUGUUCUGUACUUAUAUUCUAAGAAUAUUACAUUAUAUUAUUUCAACAUAAAAAUAUAUCUUAAUGGUGUACCUCUUUGA